AAGAGGAUGAUCCAAAAAGACGAGAAAACGCGACAGACCAAAAUAUGUUGGUUAUGAACCAUUCGUUCAUAUAAUGAGAUUCAGAAGAUACUCAGUGUGGAAAGAAGGGAAGGGAAGAAACAGAGAAGACAAGGAAAGGAGGUGAAGAAGAGGGAGGAGGAGUAAAUCAGUGUUGGAGACUCUGACGCGGAAGAGCAACCAGCCUCGGAAAAGGAAGAAGAAACCGUAUAUGAAAGCGGCCCCCCCCCGGCUGAGUUCGCCUUUGUUGAGGAACGUUUAUCUCCAACCCUGCGGCGAGUUUUGAGUGUUUCUCACCGGGUUUCUCGUCUGUUUCUCCCGCUUGUGGGGCUACUGGUUUUGGACUGCAUGGCUGACAGGUAGGCUGUGGAUGUUACUGAUCGCUUCUGAGAAUAACAUCAUUCAUCCUUUUGCUAGACUUCAAACUGCCGCGGACACACACACACACUCAACAUCCAGCUUUACCAGAUCGACGUUUAAUCCUCCAUCAAGCUUCCCGAGCGGGAGAGAUCACACUGACCACGGCGCCCUCUGCUCCGUGCAGCGCCGCUGGGUGGCACCGCUGUCUCCGGGUGGAGGGGCUCUGAUUUCGGCGUGGUGGACGAUCGUCGAAACUGCUUGAAAACCGAGCCGUACUGCCUUCACGCGGACGCUCGCUCUGUGCUUUACAAAGGUGCUUAUAUGAUCAACGUUUGAGGAGUUUGAUAUUCAGCGAGCCUGUGGUGCGAGAAGCUUUGGGAGACACGCCGGCCGCAGCGCACCCUCUGCCGGGCAGCACCUCUCGGUCCAGCCGAUGGAAUGACACUCAACCGGGUGUAAAGACGUCAUAUUUACCAGAAAACUAAUCUCAUUUGGAUCAGAAAGUCGUGACCUGUUUGCCUCUCUGUAUUUCUGGUCCUGGAUAAGUAGCUGAAGGAAAAGCUCCAGGACAGACACCGAGCACGGAGCCGGUUCGCCCGUCUCAGCCGCUGUGUCCGGCCCGGAGGAAUGACUCGCCACUGAACCUGGCCGUAGCCUGUGCUGUCGCCCUACCGUCGGUUUGUGUGUGUGUGUGGUAGGAGGACAUGGCUGACUCCGGCCGGAACAGAUCGGCGGACCCCGACGCCUCGGGCAGCCCUCUGAGCGUGAAGAAGAGGGCACAGCAAUCCCCCGGCUGCCGGCCCAAGUACCAGAGCUCCGCACCAGGCCACUGCCUCAAGAAAGUCACCCUGACCAAACCCACCUUCUGCCACAGCUGCAGUGACUUCAUAUGGGGACUCGUCGGCUUCCUGUGCGAAGUGUGUAACUUCAUGUGUCAUGAGAAAUGCCUGAAGGUGCUGCGUUCAGUGUGUUCCUGCAUGACUCCAUCUCUGGUCCGGGUCCCGGUGGCUCACUGCUUUGGUCCGGCGGGUCACAAGAAACGUUUCUGCUGCGUCUGCAGGAAACCAGCAGAGGGAAACACAGCACUGCGUUGCGAAGUGUGUGAGCUGCAUAUCCACGCUGACUGUGCCCCCUUCAGCUGUGCAGACUGUCGCAGAUCUCACCUGGAUGUCGCUCUGGAGGAGGAUACAUUUCACCACCACUGGAGGGAGGGUAAUCUGGCGUCAGGGGCGAGAUGCGAGGUUUGUCGGCGGUCGUGCGGCUCUUCUGAUGCCCUGGCGGGGAUGAGGUGCGAGUGGUGCGGCAUCACAAUUCAUGCAGCGUGUUACCUCAGCGUGCCACCAGAGUGCACUCUGGGACGUCUGCGUUGCAUGCUGCUGCAUCCAGCCUGCGUCCGCCUCGAUGCCAGAAACUUCAGCAAGAUGCAAUGCUACCGCAUCACAGAGAGCUGCAGCCAUGACCUGGAUAACCCAGAUGAUGCUGAUCCAUCUGCUGCUGUGUCUAAAGACGGUCAGUUGGCUGCUUCAGAGUCAGGGAAACAGUUUCUUAAAGUGUUUGACGGCGAUGAUGCAGUGAAGCGUGACUGCUUUCGAUUGGUCUCCGUCCUUCGAGCCACGAAGAAUGAGGAAGUGGUGGAGGCGGUGCUGAGGGCGUUCUACCUCCCUGAUGAACCUCAGGACUACGAGCUGCACGAGAUUGGUGGCAUGCAGCGUCUUCAUGGCGACGACAUCUUGAACCGUAACGGCAGUCCAGACAACAGGAGCUCUCUGAAGGACGGAGGGGACGCCUGGCUGCUGAGGGCCAAACCUCGAGAUGUUGAUGUCAUCAAGGUGUACGCAGGCUGGCCCAGGUCGGGUGCAGCUUUUGUCUCUGUCUCUGUCUCUAAGAGCAGCACGGUGGCUUCAGUCCUCACUGAGGUCCUCAGUCAGUUCCACAGACAGGACGAAGACUCCUCCAGUUUCAGCCUGCUGGAGGUCUGCAUGAGCAGCAAGCAAGUACAAAGACAGACGCUGACUCCUCAGGAGAACAUUCUGGACAAGCUGCAGGAGAUCAGGAAGGUGUCUCUGCGUCAGAUGAACCAGACUCGGUUUUACAUCGUGGAGAACAGGAACCGGUCAGUGCAGGUCAGCCUGCUGAUUGGGGGACUGCCCCCCCUGCUGACUAAAGAGGUGUACGCCCAGCUGAUCCAGGAACACCUGAUCAUCAAGAGUCACCUGGUCACCAUCAGCCACAUUUAUGCCAGUCAAGGUGCGCUGGUGUUGCAGAUCUCGUGUUUCUCUGAAGCAGAGAGGAUCUACAUGCUGGCUAAAGACACAACCGUCAACAACAAGACACUCACUUCACUCAUCAUCCCAAAGAUUGAGAACGACAAGCUGGGAGAAGACGUCUGUCCUCUGCUAGUGUUUGUCAACCCAAAGAGCGGCGGCCUGAAAGGCAGAGAGCUUCUCUACAGCUUCAGGAAACUUCUGAACCCUCAUCAGGUCUUUGACAUUUCCAACGGCGGACCGUUGGCUGGCCUCCAUACAUUCCACGAGGUUCCCAGGUUUCGGGUGUUGGUCUGUGGGGGCGAUGGGACAGUGGGCUGGGUGCUGGGAGUCCUGGAGGCUAUCCGGCACAAAAUGGUCUGUCGAGAGCCGCCCAUCGGCAUCGUGCCACUGGGAACAGGUAAUGACUUGGCUCGAGUCCUCCGCUGGGGAGCAGGUUACAGCGGCGAGGACCCCCACCACAUCUUGGUCUCUGUUGACGAGGCAGACGAGGUCCUGAUGGACCGAUGGACCAUCCUGUUGGACGCCCAGGACAUCUCUGAAGAUGGAAAGGACAAUGGCUUCCUUGAGCCACCCAAGAUUGUGCAGAUGAACAACUACUUUGGUCUUGGCAUCGAUGCGGAGCUGAGCCUCGACUUCCACCAAGCCCGAGCAGACGAACCGGAUAAAUUCACCAGCAGGUUCCAUAACAAAGGAGUGUACGUGAAGGUCGGUCUGCAAAAGAUCAGCUACACCAGGAGUCUCCACAAAGAGCUGCAGCUUCAGGUGGAUGCCCAGGACGUCCCAUUACCCAAUAUAGAGGGACUGAUCUUCCUCAACAUACCCAGUUGGGGUUCUGGAGCUGAUCUCUGGGGGUCAGAGGUCGACAGUCGCUAUGGGAAACCCAGCAUCGAUGACGGCCUGCUGGAGGUGGUUGGGGUGACCGGGGUUGUCCACAUGGGCCAGGUGCAAAGUGGUAUGCGGUCCGGGAUUCGUAUUGCUCAAGGGAACUACAUCAGGCUGAUGGUGAGCAAACCCAUACCUGUCCAUGUAGACGGAGAACCGUGGAUCCAACCACCUGGGCACAUCAUCAUCUCUGCUGCUGGACCAAAGGUCCGGAUGCUGAGGAAGUCCAAACAGAAGCAGAAGAAGUCAUCAGCUGGUGUGAAGGAUGGACGCUCUGAGAGUCCAUCCUCCAGAGACGGUGGACACUGACUGAGCAAGCUGAAAAUCAGCGUCCACCCUUUUACCUGCUUCCUGCUGCACCUCUUGGUGCCAGCAGCCAGCUGUGAUUUCACCCAUGUAGCUUUGUAGCAUCGCCAAUGGGCCGCAGAUCAACUCGGAGAAGGAAGAAGGUUUGACUUCCACAGCCUGCACAUCACGGGAGGACAUCCUGAAUUACUUUGAGUUUGGCCUAACUGGGAUCACAUCUCCAUCCUGCUGACCAAACAUAGAAUUCACAAUAACCACAGUCAAAAUUCAUUAACUAAAAUAGAUGGGUUUUCUUUAACUUAAAAAGCAAGAGUAACAAAUGACUAAUAGGCUCCUAACAGGAUUUAUGAAUAGAUUAGCAAGUUGCUAACUGUUUACAGUUGCUCAGUAUGGAUGAGCUUGGGAGUUGAACAAAAAAAAAAAAAUCUAUAAAAGUAUUUAACAUAAGUUGUUAAAUUUCUGUUUCUCACAUGUGACUGUAUUUGUACAGUAAGUAGCCGUAGCCUCGGUGUCAUAUGUUGUCUUAGCUUUGGUUGUGAAAGAUAACGUGCAGCUAUAGAUUCUGACCUCAGUGUGCCAAACCGUCAGUGGAGAAUAUGAAGAAACUGAGUACUGAAUCCCUCCUGACGAGGCUGAGGGGCCUUUCUCUAAGCUGUGACCACAUUUUGUCUUUUCUGAUUCACACUGAACUGGCCCUCUUCCUCUCUUGUGUGUAAUCCUUAAGUCAUGCUGGUUUCAGACAACGUUCGAGUUCAGAUUCUUGGAUGAUGCAUUUUAUGCUGAAAGGAAAACUAGAACUUUAAAGAGACUGUAAUAAGUAGUACAUAAUAUGGCUAAGCGAUAACACAAAGUUAGAGCUGCCGAACAUGAGCUACAAAUAAGCUGACCUGCUGCAGGGGAUGGUUUUUUUUUUAAUUAGAGCACAGUCUUCCUCAUGACUACAAUACAAACUGAGCUGCAGCUUACACCGUAUUUCCAGCUAAUGCUAACAUACUGAUGUCUGUUACAGUAGCAGUUAGCCUCAGACAGCCUAUCAGAGAGCAGUCAACCCAAACUUUACAACAGACAAAUCUCUGCUGUGGAUUCUUUUUUGUAAGGGAUGACAAAGUUUUUUUAGUAAAGGCCCUUUCCCCCACAAAAUCCAUGUUUACUCCCACUAAUUGUCUAAAAUACUUGCCAACCUGGACCAGACACGAGCUACAAAACGCUUCAUUACAGAGCAAAUACCAGCUCACUCCAAUGCCCAGUUCAGGGAGUGGUUUAACAAAAACCAUCCUGCCACUUACUCUUUUACUUUUUACUAUUUGAACACCAAUGUUGUUAUUAGUCAACAACAUGGAAGAAGAUCACAGUUGCAUUCAAAUGAAUUGAAUUUGCUGCAGAGUAUUUCUGUCAUUAUUCCUGUCAGGGCGACCAGGCAGAGUCCAGACGCUCCAUCACAGUUUGCUCUGUUACCUGGAAACCCUGCCCUUAAAGGGAACGUUUCAAAGAUGAGGCUCAGCUGGCAGUUUGUACUCAAACAGCCUCUGACUGAAAGACGGAGGAGAAUUUUCUGAACUUCGUCCACAUUCCCAGAGAUGCAGAAUGUAAAGAAACACAGCCUGUAAUGGACACUGAAGCAAGCAAGGGACCUGAAGGUCUCAGCUCCUGAAGUAGCCACAAGAGUAUUUAUUCACUGUACUUUGAUUGUGAUAUUUAGUUUUAAUCCAGGAUUGACGUUAACUGAUUUACAGUUUGAUGUAUUUUGGUGCUAGAAGGUAACACGUGUUAUAGUUCUGUGUUUAACUUGAAAUUCAAAGAUUCUAUUUUUAUUCAGAGCCUUAAACCAAAUGUAGAUCGCGGUGAAGGUUUUUGGCUUUGAAUAAACAAAGGUCUGAGGACGAGUGCUAAUGCGUCAGUGGCAUAAAUUGUUAAUCCUCACUGACGUGAGGAGUCAGUAGUCAGGUUGUGUACUGACAGUAGGAUGUAGCUGUGAGUAGUUUAAACUGUACAGGUACUGUCAGUGUUUUAUUACAUGCAUGAAGUGCUGCAGUUCUGAGUCUUGUUAGUACAGCGUUUUAUCUUCUCAUCUGUCCGCCACCGCCAUUAAAGAACCAUGACUGCUGGUUUUACAUGGUUAAACUGUAAGCUUCAUCGUUUUCAGUUCAUUUCUGUGAAAAUCAGCUUGCUUCCAAACUUGCUGCACAGAGAUGGUUUAGUAUUUGUUUUUGAAAAGUCUUCUUUCACAAUGCAUUCAAGAUACUUAAAGAGCUGAUAAUCUUUAGACAAAAGUAAAGUUGUAAAGCUGCAGAGUAGCUGCUGCAAGUGCUUGCAAAAGGAUAUACACCUAUCCAUCCAUCCAUUUUCUAUUGUGCUUAUCUGUCAGGAUGGCAAGGGGAGAUGGAGCCUAUCCCAACUGAUUAUGGGCUAGAGGUGAGGUACACCCUGCACUGGUUGCAUCAGUUAUUUUGUUUGUUAUAUUACCAAAACGUUUAUUUUAUCACUGAAAAAUCAUAGUUCCAUUUUUAGUGAUUUUUUUUUUUUCUAAAUAUUUUCCGCAUUGGACAUUGCAUGAAAAGAUUUCCUCUACAGAGCAAUACCACUAGAUCCCAGGUCCUGAAAGAUAAAUCGAUGAUAUGAAAAUAACAUCUUUCAGCACUUCUGUAAUGGUAUCGUAUAACUUACUAAAACUGACUGAUGGGAUCAGCAGAAAUUUUCAUUUCUCUGCAAGUUGAUCUGACAGACAUGAACUGAAAUAAAAACCCAAGGUUUUGAUUUGUGGCAAUAUAAAGUUCAGACAGUUUGUUAUUAAUGAGCUGAAAGAAUCAGCAGCCUCAGUCUUCAGACCAAACAAAAGUUCCUGCAGCUGAUGUUCCACCACUGAAGAUUAAUCUUUAAUUAAUCCAGAUUUUCACCUCUUUGAGUAAGUCCAGACUGGAGAAAUGAAUGACAAAAAGCCACUUUCAUGCUUCAGUUGUGCACAAUUUAAUAAUCUGAAGCUUCAGUUCGUUUAUCUAGCAAAUAUUCUGCAUAUGCAUCGUUCUAGACACAGAUUUGGUUUAUUUGGUUUUAUUUCACUAGAAUUUAAAAUAAAGUUUGGUUGGUUUGAAUGAAACUUGGAGAAAACUACACCUGAUGUAGGUUUUAAUUUUUCUGCUUUUUGAGCCGUUAAAAACAUUUCCUCCACAUCCACAACAGUUAUUGUUUGGAAAGCCUAAAUGGGUUUUCCCUCCCUUGGAUUUUCUUCAAUGCCAUACACAGCUUUCAUUAGUUGCUGGAUGUCAGGAAUGUGCUUCAGUGUGAGUUUUCUUGCUGAUUGUCUGCUUGUCUGUGUCCGUCGUACCUCACAGUGUCUGACUCACUUGUCGUGGUUAAGCUUCAGGCCACGUGUUGGUUUGGUGAACUCUGCCUAGUGCCUCAUUCAAACGCUUGGACAGCCUCAGUGCCCUGAUGUUUAACCUGUGUGUGCAGCGUAACGUGCUGAGCUGUUGUGCCUCUAGAUGUUAUCUCAACUUUUCUUUUGCCGUUACAAUGUUUUCAGUUUUUACCUGAGGUUUUAUUGAAUAGAUGUAUAUUUUUGCAGACAGAAGCUGUUUUUGUUUUCAUUUCAGCUGUAAAAUUUUAAUCGUAAAUUGCACUAAUUGUUUCAUAAAUGCUCUUAGAUGUGACGUUCAGGUUAUUAUGAAUGUUGUAACAACUAAAGCCAAAUAUAAAGUACAUAUAUAGUAUAUAUGUUUAAAUAACUGAUUCUUAUGUGUUCAAUCAUAAUAAACUAAAGGUCAUCUAAGAUCUAAAGACA
Molecule: messenger RNA, 7611 nt
Organism: Scatophagus argus
Lineage: Eukaryota; Metazoa; Chordata; Actinopteri; Scatophagidae
Product: diacylglycerol kinase theta
Exons: 23
Coding region: 1083-3836 (917 amino acids)
Biological process (GO): diacylglycerol metabolic process; intracellular signal transduction; lipid phosphorylation
Molecular function (GO): ATP-dependent diacylglycerol kinase activity
Source: RefSeq, a predicted model, not a curated record